AUGUACCCAAGGAUCCAUCAACAGUUGCUGUCACACAGUGAUCCUAGUCAACGCGAUCACGAUCGUUUAGACACAUCGGGUUCAGUCGACUCCAGACACAAUCCUGUACAUAUAGAAGCUCAUGAUGUUUCGGUCUCCCUCACUACUUCGUCUUUCGAAGGGAUACGACGCGCUUGGAAGACGACAAAAAGUACAGCUAUACCACCACAAUCACCAAGGAUUCUCCACAACGUACAGGCAUGUAUACCACCUGCACAGUUGACCGUUAUUCUUGGAGGUAGUGGCUCGGGGAAAACGUCUUUCCUGAAUGUGCUCUCUGGCCGAACACAGAAUGGUCGUCUAAAUGUUACGGGUAACGUCACAUACAACGGUAGCGCAGACAUUGGAGCAUUUCGGAGUGCGUAUCUGGUACAGCAAGAUAUCCUUCCUGCGAUGUUGACCGUCCGCGAGAUAUUGAGCUAUGCCGCAGAGUUAAGCCUGGGUUCUGCAGGAAUCUCAGAGAUUAACCGUGCUGUCAAUAACAUCAUUUCAAAGCUAGGCCUCGAAAACUGUGCGGAAACCAGAAUCGGAGACAACAAGAAUAAGGGAUGUAGUGGGGGUGAAAGGCGAAGAGUCAGUAUUGGGAUUCAACUGCUAAAAGUGACCUCGGUACUCUUUUGCGAUGAACCAACAACUGGUCUUGAUGCAGCAACGGCUUUCCAGGUUAUUCAGACUUUAAAGCAACUAGCCGAUGGUGGUAUGACAGUGGUCAUGUCACUCCAUGCACCAAGGUCUGACGCAUGGAGCCUUUUUGACAAUGUGAUUUUACUGUCCGGUGGUCACUUGAUGUACAGCGGAUCAUCAAAUAUGGUGGGCGACUAUUUCAAGGAUUGUGGAUAUGAAAUGCCUCCAUUCGUGAAUCCGGCGGACUUUCUCUUGGAUAUCACAUCAAUUGAUGUACGCUCAGAGGCAUCAAAGUCUAAAUCCCAUGUUCGAGUGGAGCAGCUAAACCAAUGCUGGAGGAAUCGUUCGGCAACCAUUACAGCAAACUACUCCGGUAGCAAAGCUCCAAGUUAUUCAAGAGUAUGCAAAGUAAUGGACUGGAAGUCGCUACUUGGAAUUUGGUGCGCUGUUGCUGCGUUGGCUGCUAUCAACGGUUGGGCUUUCUGGCAACUAGAUGGCAGCUUGAGUGGGAUUAGGUCACGCGAAGGUAGCCUCUGGGACGCCACUGGGCUAUACGGAUACUUGAUCCUAGUCCAUGAGAUAUGCCGUCUAAUUGAUGAGAUUGGUCUAUUUGACCACGAGCGGAGAGACGGAGUCCUGAGCGCAUCCGCAUUUUUACUUAGCCGGAGAGCGUCAAGAUUUUUCCUAGAGGAUCUAAGCCUUCCCCUUCUCUUCACGGCCAUCUACUAUCCCAUGGUCGGAUACCGUGGCUCGGGCUCCCAGGUUUGCAUCUUUCUACUUGUCAUGCUACUAACGCAUUAUCUUGCCAUUGGGAGCUUUCACGGAGCAGGCCUGAUGGGAAACCUCUUUUUCACUUUGCAGAUGGUGGCAUCCGCAUACUUUAUCCAGACUAAUCAAACUCCACUGUACGCUCGAUGGCUCAAAUGGGUCACUCAUACUUUCUAUACAUUUGGUGCUCUAUGUGCGAACGAGUUUAUCGGUGUGCAUGGCCCAUACCAAGGGCACCUGUAUGACUGCCCUUUCUCGGCCGAUCUUACAGAUCCUCGCUGUAAGCAGUAUACUGGACGGUUUGUCAUGGAUAGCUUGGGAAUGCCGAAAGAGUGGAUAUGGCGUCCUAUUGUUAUCUUGUGGUCCAUGACUUGUAUUUUUCAUUUAUCGGGAGCAUUUGUUCUUCAUAUCAAUCAUCCAAAACCACCUCUUACUCCACCUGAGAGGCCAAGGUACAACCGUUCAAUUCCUCCAGUUUCCCUCUGCCUGGAAGACUACGUCCUAAAGGCAAAACGGCGUAAGUCAACGCGGGGAAAUGUAACCAGUAUCACAUCCAGGAUCUGUGGUCCAGUGUCCACCAUAUUUCAACCAGGAAAACUGAAUGUGAUUAUGGGAGCAUCAGGUAGUGGCAAAACAUCUUUGUUGUCUUCAUUAGCUGAAAGGCUUCCUCCGAGUUCAGGUUCCAAGUGGUGCCGUACAGGCUCAGCUUUGUAUAAUGGAAAACAGUUACCGAAGGUCCAAAUCAGAUCAAUGGUUUCAUUUGUGGCUCAGGAUGACGACAAUCUAAUGCCGGCACUUACGGUGGACGAAACAUUGCUCUUUGCCGCUCGGCUAAAGUUGCCAUCCUCAAUGCCUGACGGUGAGAAGCGUGAGCGUGUUUCAGAAGUUAUUACAAAGUUUGGUCUGGAAUCAUGUGCAAGACGUCUAGUUGGGUCCACAAUCAAAAGGGGAAUCAGUGGCGGAGAAAAACGUCGUCUGUCGAUCGCUUGUGAGGUCCUAACGAUGCCACGAGUUCUUAUUUUAGAUGAGCCUACGUCCGGGCUCGACAGCUUCAUGGCACUCACUGUACUAGAAGUCCUGCAGAGCCUAGCUGCUGAAGGCUGCACUAUCAUUCUCACAGUCCAUCAGCCCACGUCGUCGAUGUGGCCACUUUUCUCCAACUGCCUGCUUCUCUCACCAGACGGCUUACCCCUGUACUCUGGUGAAACGUCUGAGAUGCGUUCCUAUUUUCAUUCAGUGGGAUUUGAGUGCCCUAAGGCGAUGAAUCCUGCAGACUUCUUUAUGGAUCUUGCAACAUCCGGCGAAAUUCAAGGGAGCUACGAGAAUAGUAAGAAGCGACUAGGCAGCCUUGUCGAUGCGUGGAAAGCCCAUGGGCCCUACACAAGAAAACAAUCCCUUGGUUCUCGGCCCGGAACUGAUCGUGGUUGUACGGAAUCGGUUUCGGAUUCUACAACAUGCAACCAUCUUUCUUCUGUAACAGCUUUCCCGAUACUUGUACAUCGUGCCGUGCUGAACACUUUUCGCCAGCCAAUCUCAAUCUUGGCCCGAUCAAUCCAGGCUCCUGGCGUGGGUCUUUUGUUGGCACUUUUUACUGCACCGAUGAAAACAGACUACAUUUCCAUCCAAACCCGCAUGGGUGUUAUCCAACAGUAUUCAUGUCUAACCUUCAUUGGUAUGCUCCAGAACGUCGCGACCUUCCCUCCUGAAGUGGAUGUUAUGUACCGCGAGACAUCAGAGGGUCUAUACAAAAUUGAAGCAUUUCUAGCGCAGUAUACCAUCCUCGAGCUUCCUUUUGAAGCUUUUUCUGCCCUGGCGGAUCUGUUUGGUUCCUUGUUCCUAAGUGCUCUUUGCACGCUGAACAGUGGGGAAUCAAUAAGUAUGCUGUUUUAUCUUCUCUUUGAUCAUAUAAGUCUAGCAGUCAGCUUCACGGCAUCGUUACUUGCUAUCUUCACCGUGCUAGGCGGCGUCAUGAGUCUGGACCCGCCAAAGGUACUUCAGUGGUUCAACUACAUAUCGCCAGUCAAGUAUGCGGUAACCAGUAUCUCUGUCUUCACCAUGAGAGAUUUGAUAUUUACUUGCACGGAGGAGCAGCGAGAUGUGAAUGGAAAAUGCCUAAUAGAAACCGGAGAACAAGUCUUGCAACUGUACAAAUUCGAUCAGAAGAAUCCGUGGUUGCAAGUCGUGGGGGGUGUUGUGGCCAUGUUGUGCUAUCGUUUGUUGGUAUACGCGAUUCUCAAGAUCAAGGUCAAGCGGUUGAACUCUAGAGACACACAAGAUUGGCUUAAACGACAACUACGACGACGAGGGAGCGAGACGACGCGCGAGGAAGAACAAGGCUUGGUGCUUUCUGACCUGAACGCAUGA
Molecule: messenger RNA, 3795 nt
Organism: Aspergillus caelatus
Lineage: Eukaryota; Fungi; Ascomycota; Eurotiomycetes; Eurotiales; Aspergillaceae
Product: P-loop containing nucleoside triphosphate hydrolase protein
Exons: 8
Coding region: 1-3795 (1264 amino acids)
Cellular component (GO): membrane
Molecular function (GO): ATP binding; ABC-type transporter activity; ATP hydrolysis activity
Source: RefSeq, a predicted model, not a curated record